CAGAUCAUCACUUCUCCACCUUUUGCAUUCUGUAGAUCUUUUUAUAAGAAAGCACAAUCAAGGAAUGUGAACAGAAGAAGCACAGCCUGUAACGCUGUCAAGGCUUUAUGCAGCACUUUGUCUGGGUUUUGUUUGGCUCCUCGGACACAAACCAGCCACGGCAAUGCGAGAACAGACUGUCUUCUAUGGCCAAAAAGAAUUAGGGUCUCCGUCAAUACCUGGAGGAUGACUUUGAUAGCAGCACCCAAUCUGGCACCAGCAUGUGGAAAUGCACUGCAGCUGCGCAGUUAGUCCUCAUGGAGGUGGGGAAAAUCCUCUUUUUUUUCCCCCAGUUUCAAAAGCAUGAGAUCCAUCACUGGCCACUUGUGCUUGAGAAGCAAUCAGUAAAUGGCUCUGAGGAGGAAACAUCCCUGCCCAUCACCGUAUAGAACAGAUGGGUGCAUGAAGGGUGAUGUGGUUCUGCAUAUCAUCAAGAUACAUGAUUCCGCACCAGAGGAACCUGAUUCAAGCAGAAAGACACCCAAGAUGCUGAAGUAACAAGGAGUAAUUUAUCCAAAGGAUCCUUUCAUAGCAUUUCAUCUUGACAAGACACUAGUAAGAAAGUACAUGCGCCCACUCUUGAUUGGGGAACUGGCACCAGAUCAACCCAGCUUUGAGCCCAGCAAGAAUAAAAAGCUGGUAGAAGAUUUCCGUGAACUCCGUGCAACCGUUGAGAAGAUGGGGCUUCUCAACCCCAACCGCACCUUUUUCAUCCUGUAUCUCUGUCACAUCUUGGUGUUGGAUGUUGCAGCCUGGCUCACCAUCUGGUAUUUUGGAGCAUCCACAGUGCCUUUCCUCUUCUCUGCAGUGCUUCUAGGCACUGUCCAGACCCAGGCUGGCUGGCUCCAGCAUGAUUUUGGACACCUUUCAGUCUUUAGCAAGUCCAGGUGGAACCACUGGGUGCACAAGUUUGUGAUCGGCCAUCUGAAGGGAGCACCAGCUAGCUGGUGGAAUCACCUCCACUUCCAACACCACGCUAAACCCAACUGCUUCCAAAAGGACCCUGACAUUAAGAUGCACCCCUCAUUUUUUGCUUUGGGAAGAAUACUCUCUGUAGAGCUUGGUGUACAAAAGAAGAAAUUCAUGCCUUAUAACCACCAGCACAAGUACUUCUUCUUCAUUGGUCCUCCAGCUCUCGUGCCUCUUUACUUCCAGUGGUACAUAUUCUACUUUGUGGUACAGCGGAAACAGUGGGUGGACCUGGCCUGGAUGAUGACCUUCUACAUCCGAUUCUUUCUCACCUACUUGCCCUUACUGGGGGUGAAGGGUAUCCUGGGGCUUCAUCUGUUAGUCAGGUUUAUAGAAAGUAACUGGUUUGUCUGGGUUACACAAAUGAAUCACAUCCCGAUGCACAUUGAUUAUGAUAAGAAUAUGGACUGGUUCUCUACCCAGCUCCAGGCAACCUGUAAUGUUCAUCAGUCCUUAUUCAAUGACUGGUUUAGUGGACAUCUGAACUUCCAGAUCGAGCACCACCUUUUUCCGACAAUGCCUCGACACAACUACUGGAAGGUGGCCCCUUUGGUGAAGUCCCUGUGUGCCAAACAUGGUAUUGAGUACCAGUGCAAGCCAUUGCUCACCGCCUUUGCGGACAUAGUACACUCCUUGAAAGAUUCAGGGGAGCUCUGGCUGGAUGCCUAUCUACAUAAAUAAGCAACAGUGGAUCCUUACAGAGGAAUUCCCCACCUUUGUUGCCUCCUGUGGUGGUCACCAUGAAGAUACUGCACAGAGGAGAGAGAGCUGGCUAAGCCAGAGGUGGGGAGGUGGCUCAGCUUUAUUCCAUUGAUGAAUGUGAUUAAUAUGAUUGUUUAAAAGAUGUGUUCUUAAUUCUUCUU
Molecule: messenger RNA, 1871 nt
Organism: Haliaeetus leucocephalus (bald eagle)
Lineage: Eukaryota; Metazoa; Chordata; Aves; Accipitriformes; Accipitridae
Gene: FADS1
Product: fatty acid desaturase 1
Exons: 15
Coding region: 607-1689 (360 amino acids)
Biological process (GO): lipid metabolic process
Cellular component (GO): membrane
Molecular function (GO): oxidoreductase activity, acting on paired donors, with oxidation of a pair of donors resulting in the reduction of molecular oxygen to two molecules of water
Source: RefSeq, a predicted model, not a curated record